AUGAACGCGCGAACUAUUGCGUUCGAACUGUCCAUGGAGGGACGUCAGGUCGACGAGGUAGUCGCCUGCAUCUUCCACACGGUCCUCUUUCACCGCUCCAGCGGCAAGUUCACUUACAACAACGAGGAGAGUUACUCCAUACGGACCGUGAGCUAUGUGGACGUCGACUGCGACUUUAUCGACUUCACAUACGUGUGCUGCGAGUCGGACGCUCUCGGGCGGAACGUGAAGCGAGAAAUAUCGGACUUCUCCGAGUUAUUGCGCGGCGCGGACUCCACGUCGGCCCCGCCUCGGGGCUCCAUAAGCCUCGAGUUCUUCCAAAAGCGGCGCGCGCGCUGGCCCUUCCAGCCUGAGUGCGUGCCCUGGGAAGUGUGGACCGUCUACUGCGAGCUCACCGAGUCGCGGAACGAGCAAGACAUGCACAGCAAACACGAGAACGUGGUGGAGAUGCUGCAAGAUAAGAUAGUGUUUAUCACGGAGAUCAUAAACCGGCACGAGUACGUGCCGAAGAUGCCGAGCCGCUCGGACGCCGAUCUCAUCUUCGACACUUCGUACUCGGACAUACAGCCCUACUUGUUUAAAGUUCACUACAACCUGUCGGGCGCGCCGCCCACGUCCGUCGGGAAUACGGUGCGCAAGCUCAUACGUGACACGCUCUCGUUGUGA
Messenger RNA from Arctia plantaginis, 666 nucleotides. Lineage: Eukaryota; Metazoa; Arthropoda; Insecta; Lepidoptera; Erebidae. The record is from the annotation of a GenBank genome assembly.